GGUUAGGAAAAGGGGAAUGGAGAGGGAGAGAUGCAGGAAGCACCAGAGAGACAUUCUGUAAUGAGCAAUAAGUCAGUUGUUUAGAGUCAAAUGACCUUGCCUGGUGUCUCAGAGGUGGGUGUAUCUGCACAAUGCCAUCCCCCACCCCCUGGCACUCCUCUUGUGCCACCUGUCCCACGCUCCUCCCACGGCACUUCACCCUGGCUAUUCCCAACAUCCUUUGCUCCAUUCUACAUCAACAAAUACAGUACUCUGCAGAAGUCUUAGGCACCCUAGCUAUAUACAUGUGCGUAAGAAUUUUGGCCAGUACUAUAUUGUACCCUAGCUACAAUACAGUAUGUAAGCCUUUUGCACAGUACAGUUUUGUACCCUACCUAUAUAUAUGUGCCUAAGCUUUUUGCACAGUACAGUAUUGUGCCCUACCUUUAUACUGUAUAUGCAUCUAAGACUUUUGCACAGUAUUGUAUGAGGAUGUAUUUAGAUAUUUUUAUAGCUGUAAAGGGUGAAGUAUCUAAACUUGUUAAGCAGCCAAAAUUAAUUAAGGUCUAAUAUUCUGGGAGAAAAUACAGAUCAGCCAUAGUCUUAUUGAAUGCCAAAGGAAGUUCGAUGGACCAGAUGAUCUACUCCUGUGCCUGUUUCUUAUAUCAAUGAAUAGGAUACAGGAAAGUGGGGAUAUACAAGUGAGGAAAGGAUGAAGAAUUUAGGUCUAUUUUCUCUUAGGAAAAGGAACUUAAGGUGUGCCCCAAUAAAUGUCUUUAAGAUAUAGAAAGGACGUUUGCAUUUGUGGGGAAACUGUAACUGGAUGCCACCAGUAUAAGAUCAUUGCCAUGAGGUCAAAUAGACAAUUCAGAACAAAUUCCUUUGUCUGAAGAGUGGUGGGAAUGUGGAACUCAUUCCAAGAGGGAGUGGUUGUAGGAAAUAGUUAAGCACAUUUAAGGAGAGUCUGGACAAGCCAAGGAGCAGGAAUGGAGUAGAGGAGUAUUUUGAUAGAUUUAGACAGGGAAAGAGGGAGCAGAGCUUCCACUAGAGAAUAAAGAACAGCAUGGACUGGUUCCACCAAAUGGCCCCUUUCUGAUGCCACUCAUUUAAUGUAAUACAUCAAUUAACAUAAUAUCUUAUUCUCUGGCUUAUGUUGGCCAGCAUCACCCAACCAUUUUGCUGAGGGAGUACUAGAAACAUUGAUCAGGUAAGGCAGUGACUCUGGAGAAAGACAACGAGCUAACAUUCCUCUAGUUCUGACAAAGAGUUUUUUCUCCGAACUGUUAACUUGGUUUCUCUUUCCACAGAUGCUGCCUGAUCUGUUGAGUAUUUCCAGAUUCAUUGUUUUUUUACUUAAGUUAACAUUGCUAAUCCUGUUUCAGAAUAAAAGCACACAGCUUUAAGAUGCAGCGAAUCAGGGACAGAAGGAGAAAAGGGCAAGUUUGUGAGGUGAAAAGUAAAGAUGCAUUUGACGAAAAUAAAAAUGGCUCCAGUGCAAAGAGUGGGUGCUAAUAGAACAAGCAGAAGUGCCGGAGAAGAGUGGUCUCCUCGGUCCAAGCCAUGAUGGCAACAUUCUCUGGCUACGUAAUCACGUCCUCCUGCAACCAUGUGAUGAAAGAUAGCCACUGGAUUUCUAAAACCUAUGUAUUAUUUGGAGCACCAUACAUGGCCUAUGAUAUUUAUGCCAUGUAUCUUUGUCACUGGUACAAGCACAAGGAAAAGCAAAGUUCAUCCUUCAGCAUUGUGGCAGGCUUCCUGAUGAAAAAUCCCUUGAUCAUACUGCACCAUCUUGUCCUGUUACUUGUCUGCUUCCCUAUUAUUAUGUUUUAUACCAAAGACCUGGGCGAUUUCUUCCUGGGAUGCCUUUUCCUGGCAGAGCUGAGCACGCCAUUUGUCUCUUUUGCCAAAAUACUCAGUCAGCUGAAAAUGCAGGACACACUGCUAUACAAGGUUAAUGGCAUCAUCACUUUGGUGACUUUCUUCAUCUGCCGUAUCCUCGUGUUCCCCUUCAUGUACUGGGCCUAUGGAAGGCAGUACGGCAUCCCCACCCAUAAGGUACCUUUGCACAUACCUCUGCACUGCACCUUUGCCAACGCCAUGCUUAUGGCUCCUCAGGUUUACUGGCUUUCUCUAAUCGUCAAGAAGGCAGUGAAGACUGUGAAGACUGAUUGAUGCAACAACAGGACACCAUUCCCUCGCACAAGCCAUGGUUUUCCUGUGGGAAUGCAACAGAUGAUUUCAACUUCAGAAGUAUUUCAUGGUGUAUUAUUUUAAAUAUUGGGACAAUUUUACCAAGCCAUGAAGUCAGGUACAGCUGAAUUUCUGCUCUGUGCUUCCUGACAGUUCCAGAGACUUUUUAAAAAUUACACCAGUUCGUGUUUUGGUAACUUCAAUAGAUUCUGUUCUAUUAAAUGUAAGGUGAUUUUAAAGUUAUAAACAAGCCUGCAAAAGCCCUCCACCAACUUGGACCUGGUGGAGGCUAAUGGAUGUAAACUUGAAUCUAUGCAGUUCAAAUAUUUGUUAUGUUAAAUAUUUAUAUAAUAAAAAUUAUAGCUUUUAAAA
Molecule: messenger RNA, 2541 nt
Organism: Hypanus sabinus (Atlantic stingray)
Lineage: Eukaryota; Metazoa; Chordata; Chondrichthyes; Myliobatiformes; Dasyatidae
Product: TLC domain-containing protein 3A-like
Exons: 5
Coding region: 1540-2151 (203 amino acids)
Biological process (GO): lipid homeostasis
Cellular component (GO): endoplasmic reticulum; membrane
Source: RefSeq, a predicted model, not a curated record